CAGAGGCGAAGGCGCACGCUGUCAAAACAUGAGAUGUGGUGAUGUGGACACGACAUGGAGGCAAAAGAGGAGACGGUGAACGAUAAGGACCCGUUGUUGAUACCUGCAACGGCAUCCCACAAACAUGGCUGCUGUGGAUCGGGCCCUUGCGACGGCCACCAGUGCCACCACCACUCCGGACGCAGCCUGUUGUUGCUGCCGGCGAUCAUCCUGGUCGUCCUCAUCUGCCUGGAGAGCUCCAGCCUGGCUGGAAGCGGUCGCCGGUAUCCUGCCCCAGCACGGGCCAAGAAGGUGGCAGGUGGGAAGUGUUUCCCUCGGGACGACGAAAACCUUUUAAUACCCGUCCACGGCUCGGGGACCAACUUGGUCGCCUCGUACGCGGAGCGGCGUUCCAGUCCCCGCCAAAUCCGUACCGUCGCGAUCGUGAACCGGAUGGAGCACGUGAACUACGCGUGCACGUUCUGCUGCGGCAAUGGUAACGCUGACGACGCGUUCCAAGUCAGCAGCGCCACGUACGACGUCCACUCGGACCACUUUGGGUUCCGCUACGGCACGGCGGACAUCUUGUGCCCCGUCCCCAAGAACUGCUCCGACCCCUCACACGUGGCCAUUCACAAACAGUACCACCCCCCGGCCCACCACCAACCCAGUAACGGCCCGAGUACCAGCCCCAGCACCAACCCCACCAAGGUGGCACUCCCCCAAAACGCGACAUUCCUCCCCAUCCGCAACAACAACAGGCGCGAUGAGAGCCAUGGCCCGUUCCGGCACCAGUUCACCAUCUGCAUCUCCGUCAUGUAUGAGUACUCCAACGUGCUGCAGCUGGUGCAGACCCUGGAGAUGUUUAAACUGCUGGGGGCCGACCACGUGGCCAUCUACAGGUCCAGCUGUGACGAGGCGGCGCGGAGGGUUCUAGAGCACUACGAGGCGGCGGGGUUCGUGGAGGUGGUGCCGUGGCCAAUCACGGAGCGGAACCUGACGGUGUCGCGCGGCUGGCAGCCGAGCGACUCCCCGGGCGACCUGCACUACUUCGGGCAGACGGCCGCGCUCAACGACUGCGUGUACCGCUUCAUGUACCAGAGCAGAUACGUGGUGAUGCAGGACCUGGACGAGCUCAUCGUCCCCCUGCAGGUCGACACCUGGCCGGAGCUCCUCCCCCGACUGGAGCAACAACACGGAACCGGCGUCGCCAGCUUCGAGUUCGAGAACAACGUCUUCCGGAACACCCAGUGCGGACGGAACGCGGCGCAGCGGCCCGAUGAGUGGGCGGGAGUUCCGGGCGUGGACGUCUUGGACCACGUGUGGCGGGAGCCAAACGACCCGCACGCCUUCAACAACAUCAAGACGAUCGUGAACCCGCGCGCGGUGUACCGCGCCACCGUGCACGGGGUGCUGUGGGCCGAGGGCGCCAGCGUGCGCGUGGACCGGGAGCUGGCGAGGCUGUAUCACGUCAGGGGGCCGUACCGCCGCGACGUCGCUAACGAGGAGCUCGUGCUGGACGAGCGGCUCUGGCAUUACGCGCCCCGCCUCGUCCCCGCGGUAACGGAGGUGAUUAAAAGGAUCUUGAAAUCGAAAUAACUAUGUGUGGAAGAGGACCAUGAAAUGGAAAUUAACUGUGUGUGGAAGAGGACCAUGAAAUGGAAAUAACUGUGAAAAAAAGACAGAUAUCCUUUGCACUUCUGCACUUCACAGUCUGGUGCGUCAUCAUGGGAAUAGGACUAGUAAUUCCAGGUAAAGAAGUGAGUCACCGGAGCAUCUUCAUAUGUGUAAGUUAAACUGUUUUAUUGGGCCCUCUUUCCCGUCGAAAUAACUGUAUCCGUGUGUGUGUGUAAUGCACGUCGGAAGCAGCGGGUCGUUUCAAGGUAUUUCAAGGGGGGC
Engraulis encrasicolus (European anchovy) is the source of this 1878-nucleotide messenger RNA. RefSeq lists its product as uncharacterized. Gene Ontology annotation, cellular component: cytoplasm. The transcript has 5 exons. The coding region runs from base 55 to 1578 and encodes 507 amino acids. Gene Ontology annotation, molecular function: glycosyltransferase activity. NCBI's taxonomy places the organism in Eukaryota, Metazoa, Chordata, Actinopteri, Clupeiformes, Engraulidae. The record is from RefSeq and is a predicted model, not a curated record.